GACGAUCGUUGGUAAGGCGUAUGGAAUUUUGUUUUCCAAUGGGUCUCGUAUGCAACGACGCCUAUCGAGGAAAUAGCGGAUGUAAUGGGACCUCAUAUGGGGUGCGAUUUGGAAAAUGAACCUGAACUGCUGGAGUUAAGCGCAAAUAAUCCGGAAAAGAAAGAAAAAACAGAAGAUGAACCAGAAAAGCCUGCAGCCCAAAUAAUCGUUCGAAAUGACUAUAUGCAGAACUUUAUUAAUACGUCACUUCGGCCUCAAAACUACAUUCGGGAAGUCCAUCCAUUGGUCCGGUUUACUGAGUAUCCAAAGCUUCAACAUCUAGCACAGCUCAAAGAUGCAAUUGUGGAUGCGUAUGCCACUCCCCCAAUGUACAUCAAGGCUAAUCUGAGACGAGAAGGGUUGGGUACUUUGCUGGGUGGUAUCAGAUUCGAUGUCAUUCUCAUUGACCCUCCGCUGAGAGAGUACUGUGAAUGGUCUCCUUCUACUAUUAUCAACUGUCCCGAUCCAGUGCGUCCAUAUUGGACUUGGGAAGAGAUUGGAGCCCUUGCGAUUGAAGAUGUGGCUGCCACACCUUCCUUUAUUUUCAUUUGGGUGGGAGAUUGCGAAGGCUUAGAUCAGGGAAGAUCCCUGUUGCGCAAAUGGGGAUACCGCAGAUGCGAGGACAUUUGUUGGGUAAAAACUAAUAAAACCUGGCCGGGCACGCCGCUCAUGGCUCCACCUUCCGUCUUCCAGCACACCAAGGAGCACUGUUUGAUGGGAAUCCGCGGAACAGUCCGUCGUUCCACCGAUGGGCAUUUUAUUCAUUGCAACGUGGACACGGAUGUCAUCAUCGCCGAGGAGCCUGAAGACCUCACCACCCGCAAGCCGGAGGAGCUGUAUUAUCUCAUUGAGCACUUUUGCAUGGGACGUAGAAGACUCGAAUUAUUUGGAAAUGAUGAGAACAUUAGGAGAGGUUGGAUCACUGUCGGACUAGGCCUUUCUACGACUAAUUGGGACAGGGACCGGUACCUUAGUUGGCUCCGAGGCGAGGGAGCUGCUCAAGGUACUCCCUACGUGAGAGGAGGACUCUUGGUUCCAACGACCCCAGACAUUGAGGCUAUUCGACCAAAGUCACCUCCACUAUCUGUUCGGAAAGGACCACGAAGAGGUAUCAUCUAGCAGGAAAGAGAUACUGUGGAUCCUUCCUUUCUAUUAUGUACUAUGAUUCAGAAUAUGCGACAUUGGAGCCUAUGAGAUACUCUGGAAGGGAAAUUGCGGUAGUAAUUAACGGCCAGCAGUCUGGGAUGAAGCAGAAGCCUUUCUUUGUAGCCAAAUAAACCUCCUAAUAAUCUAUAGCAAUUUGCUGGAAUAAUAUUAUUUUCGUUUAUUUGCCGCGGUAGGUGUUGGUUCAGA
Molecule: messenger RNA, 1392 nt
Organism: Spizellomyces punctatus DAOM BR117
Lineage: Eukaryota; Fungi; Chytridiomycota; Chytridiomycetes; Spizellomycetales; Spizellomycetaceae
Exons: 6
Coding region: 85-1158 (357 amino acids)
Cellular component (GO): nucleus; RNA N6-methyladenosine methyltransferase complex
Molecular function (GO): mRNA binding
Source: RefSeq, a predicted model, not a curated record